GUAGAGAGGCCAGGCUGGGCCGGACAGACCUCGGCAGAUCGUGCUGCCUCCCCUUCCCCGCUGGGCGGGCGCCGGACGGCCGCGGCGUUGCGAGGGGCAGCCGGGGGCCAGGAACAGGGCCAUGAAGGUGAAGAAGGGUGGCGGCGGGGCCGGGGCCACGGCUGGGUCGGACCCCGGGCCCGGGGCCACGGGCUGCAAGGACGACGAGGCGGAAUCGGAGCCGGAGCCCCAGGCGCUGCGGAGGAAGGCGCUGAUCGGGCCCGAAGAUGUGCUGGGGCUACAGCGCAUCACGUGCGAUUACCUCUGCUCUCCGGAGGAGAAUGUCUAUAAGAUUGAUUUCACCAGGUUCAAGAUUCGGGACAUGGAGUCAGGCACAGUCCUUUUUGAGAUCAGCAAGCCCCCUACUUCAGAGAGGGACCUUAGCGAAAAGCGGGAUGUGGACCCCAAUGCCGGCCGCUUUGUCCGCUACCAGUUCACCCCAGCCUUCCUCCGCCUGCGGCAGGUUGGAGCCACUGUGGAGUUCACAGUGGGAGACAAGCCCAUCAAUAAUUUCCGGAUGAUUGAGAGGCACUACUUCCGGAACCGACUUCUCAAGAGCUUUGACUUCGAAUUUGGUUUCUGCAUCCCCAGAAGCAAGAACACUUGUGAACACAUCUAUGAAUUUCCCCCACUUUCGGAGGAGCUAAUCAGUGAGAUGAUCCGCCACCCAUACGAGACACAGUCGGACAGUUUUUACUUUGUGGACAACAAGCUGGUUAUGCACAACAAGGCAGAUUAUUCGUACAGCGGGGGACCUUGACCUCCCCCAAACAGAGACCCCUUCUGGUCUCCAACUCUCCCUCCACCCCAGCUCCUGGCCCCUCCCUCCAUCAAGCAGAUGGUGUGAUUUGCUCCCUGCUGCCUGGGGAGUGUGAGGCUGGGUCCUACCUUGUCAUGUGUCCCCUCUGCUGAAAGUCACAGGGAUCCCCAUGGUCCCUGAGUGAGAAAUGGGGUCCCCUUCCACCUCAGUGGCAUCUCUUCCCCACUGUCUCAAUUGCUAGCCUCUUCCCGGAUGGUAGACAGAGUCUCAGAUUAUAGUUUGGGGAAGGCAUGUCCUCCAGGAAGGCCUCGGGGAGGGGAGGAGGUUGAGAGGAAGCUGUUGGGCAAGGAUCUAGGGUAUUUAGGAGAUUUGAGGCAUUGGGGAAGUCUGGCAGAAUUCUCUUGGCCUAGGGUAGCAGGAUGGGGGGGAUAUGGAUCAUACUUCCAUUCCAGUCUGGUAGGGGGAGAGUUGGAGACAGUAGCAGUCAGCUCCCUAAUUCCUCUUCCUACCUUUCUUGUCCUUCCCACCCAGUGUCUUCCCAGGGAAGGAGCCAGGCAAAGGCCCCGUUUGUGUUAAAUCUCCAAAGUCUUUCUCACUGUAUAGUUGCUUUGAGGGUGGCACCUCCAGGUCCACUUUCUCCCUGGGCGGGCAGCCAAUCUCUGCCACCUCAGCCCCUCUAUCCCCAGGGGCAUCUCUGUACUUUCCAUCAUUCCUGGCCCAAUGCAGGAGUUACCCUUCCCUCUUACCAGCAUUUUCUGGGCCAUCGGGAGUGGUGAUGGGAGUGUGCUUAGAUGGCAUUUCUCUCGUGGAGGCCCCCAGUUUGGGAGGUGCCCUACCUAAGAAGGGAACAGAACCUGACCUUGGUAGGAGGCACCUUAUCGGAGAAGGGGAAUAGAGGCAGGCCUUUGUAGUGUGGGGCCUAAAGCCUCGGUCAUUUCCUCUUCGGUGGUCAAUGUAUACACCAAGAUUUGUAAGAGAGCUUUGUGGGUUAGUCAGGCGUGGCAGAGGUCACGCCCUUCCAGGGGACAGUGUCAGGGUAGGUGUCUUUGAUUACAAACUGCCAUAGCUUAGUGACUCUUGCUUCCUGGGAUUUUGAGAUUUUUCCCUCCCAAAGACUGAUUCCCUCUCUUCCUCCUUCCAGCUUACUGAUGAUGACCAGGGUCAUAGGAUCAUUGUUCUAGAGCUGUUAGGGACCUCAGAGACAUUGAAUCCAAUGUUCUCAUUUACAAAUUAAGUAACUGAGCCACCUUCUGAACCAGCAGUUAAGGGAGGGUCAGCCUGGAUGCAAAGCUUGGGGCAGAAUCGGGGAAGGUUGCAGGUAGCACAACAGGGCUGUAUAUAAAUUUCUGUAGGCUAUGGGGGAAUGAUGAGGAUGAGGUAAGGGUCUGUGUGUGCAUAAGCAAUGAAGGUAUAUACUGCCCAAGUCCUGAACUGACUGGACCCGCAUUCAUUUCUGUCACACAUGACCCUCCUUUUCCUACUCUGACUUGCCCCAUGGGUACAUGGAGAUGGAGAAGAGGUAGGACCCUUAGAAGCCAAGCCCCCUUUCAUCUUACAUCUAUGGAAACUGAGGCCAGGAGAGGGGAAGUGGUUCACAGUUAGACAGACUUGGGAUUAGAAUACACUCCAUUGCAGCUGUCCACUGCUCAGCUGCUCCUUCCUUCAUGCUUCCUGCCCAUGGCCUCUUCCUGUUUUACUCAUAGGACAUUUCCUCCCCUCCUUCUCCCAUCUCCCUUUCCACCAUCAAGUGAGGGCUGGCUAGAGAUCAGCCUUGCAGGACUGGCUCUGGGCAUGACAGAAGAGGGUCAAUGUCUUGUCUUUGCCUUCUUCCUAACUCUUCCCAGCCUCCUUCCCUUCCUGGCCAUGAAUUAAGCACUUCCUAAGUGCCAAGCACCGUGUAAAGAGCUGGGGAUAUAAGUGUAAACAACUAGACAAUUUCUGCCCUCAUGAAGCUUACAUUCUAAUAGGGGGAGACUACAGACAGAGGGGAGGGGUGGCCAGAGAGAAGUGCUUUGGGCAGGGUUUAAUCAGAGGGGAUGGGGAAAAUGAUUGGGAUAGAGCAUUCCAGACAAAAAUAUGCUGAAGGAAUGAAGAAGGAACUGGGCUAUCUUUUUCCCAGGGGUCCAAAGAAGAGUCGGGGUAAGAAGGGUAUUUCAGACAUUGUGACCCGGAUAGGGAGAUAUUGUGUUCAAUGAGAACACUUCUUUUCCUCCUAUUGUACCACUAAGGCAGGCACCGGCUAGCAACGCUGACUGAUCAUCUUAGCUUGGGGCUGAAGAAUUAAUCCUGAACCCAGGUGACCUGGAAAGAGUAGGAGGGAAGGGGAAAAUGAUAUCUGCAAUGAAAAACAUCUCUUGUAGGCCUGGGAUUGUCAGUCCUUGGCUCUAACAACCAGCAAAACUGAAGGAGAGCGUUUACUUGGUGCAGCAAUGUGGGGUGGGCUGAAACUGCAGCAGGCAGAUUGAGGGGAGAGGCCAGGAAGGACUUCCCCAUGGUGAAAACAGUGGAGGCCAGAGAAAGGACAGCCCAGGGAUGGAUGUGGCAUGCAUCUUCAGGAUUAGCCCGAAACCAAGGAUGACUUCCCAAGGGUAUAGGAGAGAAUCAGACAAUAACAAACGUGUUGGCACUGCAGAGGGUACUGGGGAAAGAACCAGGGUGUGUGUGUGUGUGUGUGUGUGUGUGUGUGUGUGUGUGUGUGUGUAGCACUGAAUGCACUGGGAGAAAGGGCUGUGUUCAUCUGUUCUUUGGUUCAUGACAGACAAAGGUAGUAAACUGUCUCUGGAGUCAAAGAAUUUGGGUUCAAACCCAAUUUUUGUUAUUACCUGUGUGACCUUCCUGGGCCUUAGUUUCCUCAUCAGAAAAAUGAGGUUGGACUUGAUGGUCACUUGGGGUCCCUUCCAGCUCUGGAUUUAUUAUCUUUCUGGGCACAAAAGCAAAACCUUAGCUUCUCUACCCCAGUAUGAGUGGGGUGUGUGUGUGUGUGUGUGUGUUAUCCCUGUGGAAAUGACUAUCUCAGAGGGGUUCGGGGUACAGGAAUUGUGUUGGAAUCAGGGAGCUGAGCUCCAGGAAUGGAAAAUCCAGAAGAGACAGAAGAAUGCUGCUUCCUUUCCCCUGGAGUGGUGCAAGAGGCUUAAGGAGGGGAGGGAUAUGUGAGUGUUUUCUAAUUCAAUUCAACAAGCAUUUAUUAAACAGCUACAGUGUGCCGGGUGCUGGUGAUGCCAAGACAAAAGUGAUCUCUCUAGUCCGUGCCCUCAAGGAGCUUCCAUUCUACUGGGGAGAUACAAUAAACACACAGAAAAGUAUAUACAAAGGAAUUGGGGGAGGGACGCAGUUCACUUCGGGUAUAUGGGUAAAUUUUCAGAGGAGGAAAGUGUCUUAUGACAAUAAUAAGUGAUGACACCUCAAGGUUUCUGAAGCACAUUACAUCUAUUAUUUGAUCAAGGGGAGGUUUUGUGUAAAGGCAGGGUCCGUGAUGGGAUGACACCUUUAAUGCACUGGAGACAAGAGGGAGAGAGCCUGUCGGUAGGAGGGUCCUAGUUCCUAGACUGGAAGACCUGCCCUCAGGGCUAGGCCUAGGGAGUGAGAUGGGGCUGGUACACUGUGGUGUGGUAGAAACGUUGCUGGGGAGUCAGAACCCUCGGCUUCGUAUGCUAGCUCUGCUGCUAAUUUGCUGUUUGACCUUGGGCAUGUCACUUCACAUCUCGAUUUCUGUGUCCUCUGUAUAGUGGUGGGUGGACUAAAUGGUUUCCAAGGUCCCUUCCAGCUCUAACAGUCUUUUAUUGUCCAAGGCUUUACAUUGUCAGGCAAUUGGGGCCAGGCUAGAGUUUAGGUUAGAGUGGGGUGUUUGGGUCAGACCUUGAAUAGGUUUUGACUGGGGCUAGGGUAAGGAGCAGACCUUCUCCCUGGCGGUGCCAGCACUUCCUCAGGACUCCAUGCUCUGUGUUCCUCUCCUGGGUGUAUGUACCAUUUCAACCACCUGUUGUGUGUUGGGCAUAGACCCUUCCCUUGUCUGGGAGCAGCUUUUCAGUCUCAAGCUGCUCAUUCUAGUUAAUGUCGAAGAUGUGUGAAUUUGGACUGUUGUUCUACCACAUACAGGAUUCUCUCAUAUUUCAAUUUCUGAAAUCAAUACCUUUAAAAUUCCAGAUCCAUUAAAUUUCCUUCUUGUUGCUCAGGUA
Molecule: messenger RNA, 4974 nt
Organism: Phascolarctos cinereus (koala)
Lineage: Eukaryota; Metazoa; Chordata; Mammalia; Diprotodontia; Phascolarctidae
Gene: UNC119
Product: unc-119 lipid binding chaperone
Biological process (GO): nervous system development; visual perception; lipoprotein transport
Cellular component (GO): intercellular bridge; spindle pole; spindle midzone
Molecular function (GO): lipid binding
Source: RefSeq, a predicted model, not a curated record